Molecule: messenger RNA, 2065 nt
Organism: Lutra lutra (Eurasian river otter)
Lineage: Eukaryota; Metazoa; Chordata; Mammalia; Carnivora; Mustelidae
Gene: GPR171
Product: G protein-coupled receptor 171
Exons: 2
Coding region: 150-1436 (428 amino acids)
Biological process (GO): G protein-coupled receptor signaling pathway
Cellular component (GO): membrane
Molecular function (GO): G protein-coupled purinergic nucleotide receptor activity
Source: RefSeq, a predicted model, not a curated record
UUCGAAAAGCUGAUAAUAUCAGGAUGUAUACUAAAGAAAUUUUGCUUGAAGACCUACUAUAUUUAACACAUAAUCCCUUUCAAGGCACAUAAAGUGAUGUUCUUUAAAAUCAUUAUGAUGGAAAACGUAUCUUGGAUGUUUAAAAAAAAAUGCAAGGCAUGACGAGGGGACAACAAAAAUCUUUCUCUAAAAGAAUACACAAACACACAAAAGGAAGCACACACCAAAUUGAACCUCUUAGGGAGACUAUCAUACAGUUAAACUAUUCACAAACCACAGUUUCAUCUACGUCAAUAUGCGACACUUUAAAACCACACGAAAAGGAAAGGAAAUUUUUUGUACAGCCAGCCUUCGUGCAAUGGAGCUGCCAGUGCUCUUGCUCAGGCCAGACGGCAAGCUCCUGCUUCUCUGAAGACACACAGGGAGCCUGCAGUGGCUCAGACAAUAUACCCCCAGAGUCAUCCUUACUUCCCCUCAAGAUGACAAACAGUUCUAUCUUCUGCCCAGUUUACAGAGAUCUGGAGCCAUUCACAUAUUUUUUUUAUUUAGUUUUCCUUGUUGGAAUUAUUGGAAGUGGUUUUGCAACCUGGGCUUUCGUACAGAACAAAAAUCACAGGUGUGUAAGCAUAUACUUAAUUAACCUGCUUACGGCUGAUUUCCUGCUGACUCUGGCAUUACCAGUGAAAAUCAUUGUUGACUUGGGUGUGGCACCCUGGAAGCUGAAGAUUUUCCACUGCCAAGUGACAGCCUGCCUCAUCUACAUUAAUAUGUACUUGUCAAUUAUUUUCUUAGCAUUUGUCAGCAUUGAUCACUGUCUUCAAUUGACAUACAGCUCCAAGAUUUAUCGGAUCCAAGAACCUGGAUUUGCCAAAAUGAUAUCGACCGUGGUGUGGCUAAUGGUCCUUCUUAUAACAGUGCCCAACAUGAUGAUUCCCAUCAGAGACAUCGAAGAGAAGCCAAAUGUGGGAUGCAUGGAAUUCAAAAGGGAGUUUGGCAAAAACUGGCAUUUGCUGACAAAUUUCGUAUGUGUAGCAAUAUUUUUAAAUUUCUCAGCCAUCAUUUUAAUAUCUAACUGCCUUGUAAUUCGACAACUCUACAGAAACAAAGACAACGAAAAUUAUCAGUAUGUGAAAAAAGCCCUCAUCAACAUUCUUUUAGUGACUACCGGCUACAUCAUAUGUUUUGUUCCAUAUCACAUUGUCCGAAUCCCAUACACCCUGAGCCAGACAGAGGUGAUAUCUGAUUGCCCAACCAGGAUUUCACUCUUUAAAGCCAAAGAGGCCACAUUGCUCCUUGCUGUGUCGAACCUGUGUUUUGAUCCUAUCCUGUACUAUCAUCUCUCAAAAGCAUUCCGCUUUACAGUCACCAAGACCUUUGCUUCAUCUAAGGAGACCACGUCUCCAAAAGAAAAAUCAAAUGGUGAAAACAACGCGUAAAAUAUGGGAUUUUUCGUGUUAUCACUUCCUGCCUCGGUGGACAACAGGUACCAGGAAAGAGAGAAAAGAGCCUAAGUAAGAGACACAUGCGUGGCCUGGUUACUGAGAAACUUGUCUAAAUGUAAGCUAAGCAGUACUCUUGUGGUUGUUAAUGGUCCUAAGCCCAAGUAUUUGCAUAAAAAAACUAAAAGAUCCUGUUGAACCAACGUAAAACCGUGUAUUAUCCUUGAAAACUCAAAGAGUUUUAGGACAAGCUCAGAGGCAUUCAUGAAGUAUUCAUUUAAAUACCGGGUAACUGACUUCUUGAUAGAAAUAUGCAAAAUAAUCUCCCUGUAGGUGCCAGAAAGCCCUUCAGCAACACAAUUUAAAUAAAACCGUUUAGAUCAUACCAAAAAAGUCCAACUGAUCUUCCCAUGAAACCACCUGUGCCCGAUUUAUUUUUAAUCCAUCAUUUCAAAGAUGGUAACCUUUUAGCUCACUACUCCAAUUUUUAAUAUCUAAUUGUUUUGUGACACAGCAACUAAACCUAUUCACUUCUGAAGAGGCUUGGAAAUACAUGAGUAGUGUUUAAUGUACUUUAUACACUUAUAUUCUAUCAGGUUUAUAAAGACUUUCCACCGUAAGUAAUG